AUGGCUAUCGGCCGAAAGGAAUUCCUAACGGCGGAGUGGGUCCUUGUCUUUCUUUGCUUCGUCGUCGUCUUGGCCCGACUAGCAGUACGCACAUGGCACAGAAUAUGGUCUUUUUGGCUAUCCGAGAUAUUCCUCGUGCUCGCCCUCGUAUUCUUCAUUGCACUCGUCGUUGGAGAUACGUACACAAUGUCUAUAGGCAAAAACGCUUUUGUCGAUGAGUAUUUUGAUGAAGGCUUUGCAAAGUGGAAAUUUGCCAGUUCAGUCAUCUUUGAUCUGGGCUUUUACCUUCCAAGAUUUAGUCUGCUGGCUUUCUAUUACGAGCUUUUCCCAGCAGCCGAGAAGAGGUUACGACUGUGCCUCCACCUUGUCACAGCUUACUGUGCUUGUGCGUUUGCCACAACUACAUUUGUGGACAUAUUCUGGUGCGGCGCUGAUGUAUCCCUAAACUGGGUAGAUAGUGAAUCGGUUUGCACAUUGGCUAGUUGUCCGGAGCCCAUGUACAUCAAUUGGUCCAUCGGAAUCACCUCAGAAUUACUUGUCUUUGCACUACCAUUUGGAAUUCUCAGGUUAAAAGCUUUAAAAAUGAAAGACAGAAGAGCUUUGCUAUGUAUCUUCCUCCUGGGCAUCGCUACCCUUAUCACCAGCACUGUACGGUUUUACCUUACAGUGCAAUCCAUUUGGUCAUUUUCGACCUGUAAGUAUCCCCCUUACGUGUGA
This is a messenger RNA of Colletotrichum higginsianum IMI 349063, 717 nucleotides long. RefSeq names its product Archaeal flagellin n-terminal-like domain-containing protein. The record is from RefSeq and is a predicted model, not a curated record. The coding region runs from base 1 to 717 and encodes 238 amino acids. NCBI's taxonomy places the organism in Eukaryota, Fungi, Ascomycota, Sordariomycetes, Glomerellales, Glomerellaceae. The transcript has 5 exons.